Messenger RNA from Talaromyces proteolyticus, 933 nucleotides. Its product is annotated as putative dihydrodipicolinate synthase. The coding region runs from base 1 to 933 and encodes 310 amino acids. Gene Ontology annotation, molecular function: 4-hydroxy-tetrahydrodipicolinate synthase activity. The transcript has 2 exons. The record is from RefSeq and is a predicted model, not a curated record. NCBI's taxonomy places the organism in Eukaryota, Fungi, Ascomycota, Eurotiomycetes, Eurotiales, Trichocomaceae.
AUGGCCAUCGCAAAGCCAAACUUCGGUGUUUAUACACCGCUAGUGACCUUUUUCAAUGAAGAUGAAUCCAUUGACUUCGAAAGCACACUUUGUCACGCAAAACGCAUGGCAGAUGGAGGUGUUGCCGGCCUCGUCCUUCAAGGAAGCAAUGGAGAAGCCCCUCAUUUAGAUCACGAGGAACGCAAAACGCUAGUUCAUGCAGUGCGAAAUCAUCUUAAUAGCCUGGGCUAUUUGAAGCUUCAUUUGAUUGUUGGAUGCGGUGCGGCCAGUGUGCGAGAAACACUAGUAUAUAUUUCCCAGGCGAAGGAAUCUGGUGCUGAGUAUGCCUUGGUUUUACCGCCAGCAUAUUGGGUUGCUGCAAUGAAUGCAUCGGUUAUUGAGGGAUUUUUCCGCGAUGUAGCAGCCAAAUCAGAACUUCCUGUAUUGAUAUACAAUUUCCCCGGCGUUACUGGAGGUAUCGACAUCAGCUCAGAUUCAAUCAUCCGUCUCGCCCAGGAAACCCCAAAGAUUAUUGGCUGUAAAUUAACCUGCGGCAAUGUUGGCAAAUUGCAACGCAUCUCAUCCACGCUCCCAGCGCAGUCGUUUUCUGCCUUUGGUGGCAAGUCGGACUUCUUCUUGCCUGCCUUAGUUGCAGGCUCAAACGGUAUCAUUGCUGCUCUGGCCAAUAUCGUACCCAAGGCUCAUGUUGAACUGCUGCGACUAUACGAAAAAGGAGAUCUGAAGGCUGCGCAACUACUGCAAACUAAACUGAGCCAUGCCGACUGGGCUCUAACUAAGGUGGGUAUUGCGGGCGUCAAGGCGAUUGUUUCUCACCACUUCGGAUAUGGAACGGGCCGAGGAAGACGGCCACUUGGAAAUUCCACAGUCGAGGCUUUGAGCAAGGAGAUCGUGUCCCCGAUACAGGAAGUCAUUGAUUUGGAGAAGAAGCUAUAA